GUGCAGUGCCGCAGUAUAAACACAUGCAAUUGCGCAUGUUAUCAUACUACUUAUUGCCAAUCACUGUUUUCACAUACGCUCCCUCUCUCUCUCCCCACCACUUCCUGUCGCCGGAAAAGUCAAGAAGAUGGACGAGUCUUGGCGAAUGAGGCUAGGAUUGCCCACCGGGCUUCCCCAACCACGACACUUCCCUAACUACCCUCCACGCCGCUCCACGGAGGACGCCACCUCCCACCGCCGAAAGCCCAUUUCUUGCGACCUUCCUCACGACCCUUUAAACCCAGAAGACUUUUCCGACGUUUUUGGUGGUCCCCCUCGGACAAUUCUCUCCCGCCAAUUCUCCACCGCCUUCCCCAGAUCCUCCUCCUCUACGGGUUUCUUCUACGAGGAGAUUUUCCGGCAGCCGGAGAAGGCAGCGCCGUCCAUUGUGGGGCGGAGCGGGCGGAGCUUGCCUGAGUUCAGGAUCCCCGGUCAACAAACAACGAGUGAUCACAAUCAUCACAAACGUGAACUUAAUAGUUUCUAUGGUGAUAUCUUUGCGUGGGAGGAUGACAGCGUGGUGAGGUCAAGAUCAAGGUCAAAAACAAGUUCUUCAUCUGUGCUCAGCUCGGAGGAGCUCAGUCCUCUCCGGCCGGCCAUAUCCGGUGAUAGCAACGAUGAUGUUUCCCUUUUUGCUUCAAAGCUCAGAAUUUGGAUCUUGAAAAAUGAUCAUCAAUACCACAUACUGAAAUUGGAUCCAUCCAGGCCAUUAAAUGUCAGGUCUAGGUGGAGUUCAAGAAGAAUUGGACAUGACGAUUACCAAAGACAGCAAAAUAUGAUGCCACCAUUUGCAGGCACUCUGCCCAUUUACAAUGCUGAAAAUGACUUUCCUUUUGGGUUAAGUCGAAGAAAUGCAUCCCCUGAGACUAUUAGUCUUGAACCAAUGUCAAACGGCAGUUUGAGAGUGUCUGCCGAUGAUUUAAAACUGAACUCACCAUCAUCAGCGGUUUCUUCAGUUUGCCAGUCAGAUAGAGAGCAAACGACCCGUGAAAUUGAGGAAGAGAUUCUGAGGCAGGACGCCAUGGAACAGGACGAAGAUGAAUCCAUGAGCUCCUAUGUGAUUGAGAUCAAUUCUGAUAUCAGGGAAGGGACAUGUGAAUCAAACGGUGUUGAUGAAGCAAUUGCAUGGGCAAAAGAGAAGUUUCAAAAUAACUGCCACCAGAAUAAAUGUGGCAUGCAAGAAUAUGAGAAAGAUAAACCCACAGGAAUCACGAAAAUGUCAGACGGGCAUCAGCUUUCAGUAGGGAAUACAGAUAGUUUUGGGUCACUGGAUGAGCAACAGGAUAAGUGGGCAGCCAGAGAACAUACACAAUGCUUUGGAAACAUGGUGCAAACAGAAAUGCAAGUACUUGAUGAAAAGAUAAGGUUGUGGUCAACUGGCAAGGAAGCUGACAUCCGCCUGCUGUUAUCUUCCUUGCAUCAUAUUCUAUGGUCUGAUAGUGGUUGGUUCCCUGUACCUCUGGCAAAUAUAAUCGAGAUCCCAAAAGUGAAGAAAGCAUAUCAGAAAGCACGGUUGUGCUUGCACCCUGACAAACUGCAACAAAGGGGCGCCACACACCAGCAGAAGUACAUUGCCGAGAAAGCCUUUUCUGUCCUUCAGGACGCAUGGGCUGUGUUUAUCUCCCACGAUGUUUUCAGUCGAUGAUCUGAAGAGCUGUUUACAAAUUUACAGCCUACCAGUGAAGGAGAAGAAUCAAUAAAGCAGAGUACAUGUAAAUCUUUUGCUGUUUUAGUGCAUACAAAGAGUGCGAACCAACUAUACAUAGUAGUGUGUGUUUCUCUACUUAUCAUCAGUCGCUGUGUCUUUCCAGUGUCCAAUAAUGAAAAAGAGGAAGAAGAUGAUAAUUAUGCUACUGUUUGCUUGUGAAAUCUUUGGAUUAACUUGUGUUGAUAAGUGCUGUAGAAGUAUCUAUCGUAUUGUGAUUUGUAAAUAGUAAAUACAUGGAUGUAAUGUACCAUGCCUCUCGGUCUAAUUUUAGGCCCCGACAUUGGCCGGGGGCCUCAACCUUGUUCACGGCAGAGCCUCCAUGUGAUGUCAAUUUUUGCAAGCACUAGAUACUGUUUUUAUUUCA
Messenger RNA from Sesamum indicum (sesame), 2111 nucleotides. The record is from RefSeq and is a predicted model, not a curated record. NCBI's taxonomy places the organism in Eukaryota, Viridiplantae, Streptophyta, Magnoliopsida, Lamiales, Pedaliaceae.